CAAAAUCCUCACUCCCCUUCUUGAACACUCGGUUCAGAGCCACGCUUCUCUAGCUUCUUCUUCACUCGUUUUAUACAUCGAUUCUCUCUGCUUUUACGAAAGAGCUAAAGCGAUUCAUCCUUCGCAGGUCCUGUUUUGAAAACGAAUGGUAUAUAUAGUCAUAUAAAAAUAUACGAUGGGGGAUUCUGAGGGAGGCUUUUCAAACCCAUCAAUUCUGGAAAACCUAGUAUAUGGGGUUGUUGGUGCAGUCGUCUUUGGCGUACUUGUGCCUUCAUUGUUUUCCAUAAUUCUGGUGGGAAAGAAAAAGGUGAAACAAAGAGGGGUUCCAGUAGAAGUUGGUGAUGAGCUGGGCUUUGCAAUGCGCAACAGUAGAUAUACUGAACUGGUUGAAGUUCCUUGGGAAGGAGCAACAACUAUUGCCGCUCUAUUCGAGCAAUCUUGUGGAAAGCAUUCACGAGAUCCAUUUCUUGGAACAAGAAAGCUAAUCAAUAGGGAAUUUAUCACAGCUGGUGAUGGAAAGAAGUUUGAGAAGGUACACUUGGGAGAGUAUCAAUGGGAAACAUAUGAAGAGAUUUUUAACCGUGCUUGCAACUUUGCAUCUGGACUUAUUAAAUUAGGCCAUAAUGUAGAUAGCCAUGUUGCCAUUUUUUCUGACACUCAGGCAGAAUGGCUCAUUGCCUUUCAGGGGUGCUUCCGGCAGAAUAUCACCAUUGUUACCAUCUACGCUUCCCUGGGGGAGGAUGCACUUAUCCACUCACUGAAUGAGACCCAAAUAUCGACCUUGAUCUGUGAUUCUAAGCAACUGAAAAAGUUGGCUUCGAUAAGUUCACGCUUGGAAAUGAUAAAAAAUGUUAUUUACUUUGAUAAUGCCGCAAGUGAUUCUGACUUCUCUGGAGAUAUGAGCAAUUGGACAGUCUCAACUUUUUCUGAAGUUGAGAAACUUGGGAAAGAAAAUCCUGUUCAUCCAAGACUGCCUUCCAAGACUGACAUUGCUGUUGUCAUGUAUACAAGCGGCAGUACCGGUCUGCCAAAGGGAGUUAUGAUGACUCAUGGGAAUAUUGUAGCUACCGCAGCAGCAGUUAUGACAGUGAUACCAGAACUGGGUAGCAAAGAUAUUUACUUGGCAUACCUGCCUCUAGCUCAUGUUUUUGAACUGGCAGCUGAGACUGUGAUGAUGUCUGCGGGUUGUGCAAUUGGUUAUGGUUCAGCCUUGACUUUGACAGACACGUCUAAUAAAAUUCAGAAAGGAACAAAAGGAGACGCUUCUAUGUUGAAGCCCACUCUCAUGGCAACAGUUCCAGCUAUUUUAGAUCGUGUUCGAGAUGGAGUUCUGAAACAGGUUGAGGCCAAGGGAGGUUUAGCAAAGAAACUUUUCAACAUUGGAUAUAAGCGACGACUGGCAGCUGUAGAAGGAAGUUGUUUUGGAGCUUGGGGACUGGAGAGAGUUUUCUGGGAUGCCAUUGUUUUCAAAAAGAUCCGCUCUUUACUUGGGGGACACAUCCGAUUCAUGCUCUGUGGUGGAGCUCCUUUAUCUGGAGAUACACAACGGUUUAUCAACAUCUGCAUGGGGGCUCCUAUCGGUCAAGGAUAUGGUUUGACAGAAACAUGUGCUGGAGCUACUUUUACAGAGCCAGAUGACCCAAAUGUGGGGCAUGUUGGACCGCCCCUUCCUUGUGCCUAUAUCAAGCUUGUUUCUUGGGAAGAAGGUGGGUAUAAGACAUCUGACAAACCAAUGCCCCGAGGAGAGGUUGUAGUCGGGGGGUAUAGUAUAACUGCUGGCUACUUUAACAAUGAAGAAAAAACAAAGGAGGCGUACAAGGUUGAUGAGAGGGGCAUGCGCUGGUUUUAUACUGGUGACAUUGGACAGUUUCAACCUAAUGGUUGCCUUGAAAUAAUUGACAGGAAGAAGGAUAUUGUUAAACUACAGCAUGGAGAAUAUAUCUCCCUUGGGAAGGUUGAGGCAGCACUGAUGGGAAGUAACUAUGUGGAUAACAUAAUGGCAUACGCAGAUCCCUUGCACAAUUAUUGUGUAGCUCUGGUGGUCCCUUCACAUCAGGUCCUCGAGAAGUGGGCUGAAGCAGCUGGCAUCAAAUACAAAGAUUUUUCUGAGUUGUGUAACAAAGAAGAAACAGUUGGUGAAGUUCAACAAUCCCUUUCCAAGGUGGCAAAAGCAGCAAAACUCGACAAGUUUGAAACCCCUGCAAAGAUCAAGUUGGUGGCAGAGCAAUGGACACCCGAGUCUGGGUUAGUUACUGCUGCUCUCAAAUUAAAGAGGGAACAAAUUAAGACCAAGUUCAAGGAUGACCUUGUAAAGUUGUAUGAACGAAGCAUGUAAUGGCUUGAUGAGUUUUGCCACCUUUAUUUACUUUAGUAUUUCUCUGAAAACUGAUAUUUGUCACACUGAAGUACUUCCUUUCCCAUAAAAUGACUUAUUUGUAUGCUUGUACCA
Molecule: messenger RNA, 2449 nt
Organism: Vitis riparia (riverbank grape)
Lineage: Eukaryota; Viridiplantae; Streptophyta; Magnoliopsida; Vitales; Vitaceae
Product: long chain acyl-CoA synthetase 8
Exons: 12
Coding region: 176-2335 (719 amino acids)
Cellular component (GO): membrane; endoplasmic reticulum
Molecular function (GO): long-chain fatty acid-CoA ligase activity
Source: RefSeq, a predicted model, not a curated record